Molecule: messenger RNA, 1697 nt
Organism: Dacryopinax primogenitus
Lineage: Eukaryota; Fungi; Basidiomycota; Dacrymycetes; Dacrymycetales; Dacrymycetaceae
Product: Arginase/deacetylase
Exons: 10
Coding region: 88-1077 (329 amino acids)
Molecular function (GO): agmatinase activity; metal ion binding
Source: RefSeq, a predicted model, not a curated record
GUAGCAGUGGACUACUCCUCCCUAUUCUCUGCUCCCACUGUCGGUUCUCAGUCUGGCAGCGUCUUCGCAGACGACAGCUGGAACGUCAUGACAUUCGCCUCUGCUGACCCGCAGCGCUGUUUCGGGAAGGACAAAGACAAGCUCUUCGAUGUCGCUAUCCUCGGGGCACCGUUCGAUACCACUACUUCUUAUCGCCCUGGAGCACGGUUUGGCCCCAACGGGAUUAGGCAGGGGUCGAGGCGUCUGCACCUGUCUACUAUUAACGUACCCUACAAAACACGAGUGACGGACUAUCUAUACGUCGUCGACUGCGGGGAUGUCCCGAUGACGCCGAUGGACAACAAAGUCGCUCUCCGGCAGCUGGAGAUCGCUAAUGCGGACCUCGUCUCCCGCCUCUCUGCCAGCAGCUACAACGGCACCUCCCUCGCCAAAGAUGGCAAGUUCCACCCUCGGGUCCUCACUCUCGGGGGAGAUCAUACGAUCACCCUUCCCCUCCUGCGAGGAGUGGCCAAGGUGUACGGACCCGUUAGUGUGAUCCAUUUCGAUAGCCAUAUUGCUGAGCACUGGCAGCCGGGCCCGUGGCUCCCUGGGGAGGAGGUACCGGUGAACCACGGCUCCUACUUCUGGUACGCGGCACAAGAAGGCCUCCUAGCGCCCAACAACGCCAAUAUCCACGUCGGCAUCAGGAACGCACUCCAGUCAUGGAAGGACUACGAGAACGACUACGAGGUCGGGUUCGUCAUUAGUCAUGCGGACGAUAUCGAGGAAGUAGGAUGGAGGGGGAUCGUCAAGCGUAUCAGAGAGGUUGUAGGGGAGAACCCUGUGUACAUCACCUUCGACAUCGACGUGAUCGACCCUGGUAUGGCGCCUGCUACUGGAACACCCGAGAUCGGCGGGUUCACGACACGCGAGGUGAAGCAUAUCCUCAAAGGUCUGGACGGGCUCAAGAUCGUCGGUGCGGACAUCGUCGAAGUCGCACCCGCGUACGAUACCCAAGCGGAGGUCACGAUGAUCGCUGCUGCGAAUUUGGGCCGGGAUAUGUUGGCGCUUAUGGCUAGGACGCCGUUGACAGCUUGAGGGAGUGGGAUGGGUAGGCUUGGAUUGGGUAUGGGUUGAUAGGUAUCAGGUAGAAUACAAAGAGAUUGAGGCGAAAGAUGCCAAAAGGGCACGGGAUACUGCAUGGUAGUACUGCCGAAUUUAUCAGAGCGAUAGAACAGGGAACCGAGCUGUACAUCUCUCUGACCGGUUCUGGCGUGCAAGCUCGGUCUGCCGCUAUGCCCAUGACACGCUCACUCCGCCGGUUGGAAGCGAUUAUAAUACGCCUUUGUCCUAGCCUCUACCACCUCCUGCGUCGUCUCCGGCAGGUCUUCCACAAACCUACCUGGCGAUCCCCCAAAGAGCGACAGCGCAGGGACGACCGUAUUGGGGGGCAAGACCGUCCCAUCCGCUACGCGCGCACAAUCCUUGAUAAUGACAAACUUUCCAAUCACGCAGUUCUUUCCAAUCUCGACCCAGUUCCCUAUCUGAGCAGCCUCGACCACGCUCCCCUCGCCGAUAUGCACCCCGUCCCCGAUCUUCAUCGGGUAGAAGUUGAACGCGGACUUGUACGUCUUAUACGGAGGCCGGACGACCACUCCCUCCCCGACGAGACAGUACCUGCCUAGGCUGAUGACGACUGUGGGAGCGGUACCGGACUU